CGAGAAGACGACGACGAGGAAUUGUUCGAUCGCGCUGGUUCUGGUACUUCCGUCAGUCCACAAUGCCCGCCAAAGGCCAUGCAAACCUCAGCCUCCGCACGUUCCGCAGCCUGACAGGCCACGCGAAGGGAGCCUUGAAGGACGACUCCAUAAGCUCCAUUGUCCGCGCACUCGUCAUCGCAAUUGUCGUGGCCGUCUUUGCCGCGUUCGUCCUCCUAGUAUACGCAGAGAUCGCAACGAUGUCCAGCUCACACAUUGCAAAGCAUCCCAUGUUUUCUGACAUGAAGCUCUAUUCACGGCGUGGGUCAGGUUCGCCAUCGGCGAGCUCAAGACAUUCAUGGCGUAUCAAACAGCGGGGUGGCUCUGCUAUGGCCUGGUCCUUCUCGUCCACACGUCUUGCUCGGGCGUUGCGAAUGCCUACGCAAUGUGCACAGUUGUGCCAGUGGCGUACCUGGGCUUGAUGGCCGAGAUCUUCAUCGUGUCGUCGCUACUGGCCCUGGAAAAGCAGAUCCAGACAGCGCUGCGCAGCCCUCGAUCGGCGUCGAAAGCACCGCUGUUCCUGCACAACUACAUGAACCUGUUGGCGGUCGUGGCGGCCUUCUUCCUUGCACUCAGUGCCGAACGCGUCGACGGCGCGUACACGACCAAUGCAUCCCUCGGCUCGCUGCUCUUGUGCAUUGCCGCCGUCACGAGCACGUAUGGUCUGGGCGGCAUUCUCGCGUCCGAAGGCAACUGGAAGUUCUGGCAGCCGUUUUCAGGUGGCGUGACGUUUGUGGCUAUCCAGUUUGUGUCGUGGUUGUGCUUUACGUUCAGUGUCGUGCUGCAAGGAGUGUUCUUUCUGUCGUUGAUGGUGGUGGAGGUCAAGGUGUUUGUUGGAAUCAUGGGCGUCGCGGGCAUGCUCAGUGUGGCGUCCCAGGUCGGCAUGAUGGUCAGCGUCUUCGUGUAUGCUCCGGCGCCUACCUCGUCCGGACGGCUGCUGCACGCGAUGCACCAACAGGCCAUGCGCAACAUCGACAUGAUGUUUCCGACGCUGAUGAUCAAUUUGCCGCCGAUCGCGUUCUUGCCGUACGCGCUGCCAUGGACGUUUGUGCCAUCGUUCACGUGGUUCGACGUUGGGCUGUACUUUGUUGGGCAUGUUGCCAUGCAAACGUUCAUGUCCAUCCCGCUGUCGCACCUCCUCCAAGUCUACUUCAAGAAGACGUCGGCGGGGGCGAGCGUUCCCUUCAUGUACUGGUGCCUUCCACUUCUCUUUUCCGCGAUCCCGCUCGUGUCCGUGCUCGUCCACUACGCUGUCGAUCACCCUGCAGCCCAUGCCAGCGCCGCGUUUGCCGUCCCGUGGUACCUCUACAACGUCGUGACGAUGCGGGGCAUGCCAGCUCAAACGGGGUGUCGGCAGGACAAGUCCCUCCUACACAAACGCAGCGCGCUGAUGGACGCUACCGCGAGGUACUUUUCCCUCAACCUGCUACGCACGGCGCCGCUGAGCGCGACCGACACAUACAUCUUUGGCUUCCACCCGCACGGCAUCAUCCCGAUGACCGUGAUGUGGCUCCAGUUCACGUCUCAGUGGCGUGCGCUGUUUCCCGGCGUAUUUGCGUGCCCGCUGAGUGCGAGCGUCGUCCACUACUUCCCCGGCAUGCGAGAUGUGAUUCAAAUCCUCGGCGCGCGGGAAGUGACUCGCCAAACGUUUUCCGACACGUUGAACACCCACCAGUCCGUGUUUGUUGUCCCGGGGGGGCAAGCCGAGCUGGUCGAGUCCAGGUCGCGGCAAAACCAAGUUCGUGUGUUCACGGGGCACAAAGGGUUUGUGCGCUUAGCCCUCGAGCACGGGGUGUCGCUGGUGCCCGUCCUGAGCUUCCAGGAAGGCGAGAUCCUGGACAACGUGCGGUGGCCCAAACUGCAGCGAUGGUUCAUCAAGCGGUUUGCAUUCCCAUGCCCGUACUACCCGCAUGGAUGGACGGGCUUGCCGAUCCCGAACCGCGUGCCGCUCACGAUCGCCGUCGGGGCGCCGAUUCCCGUGGCCAAAGUGGCCAUCCCAACGCAAGCCCAAGUCGACCAACUCCACACCCACUACUUUGACCAGCUGCGGCAGCUCUUUCUCGACCACAAGGACGCAGCGGGAUGCUCCGACUAUGAGUUGAUCUAUAUUGCGGCAUAGGUAUGUCCGCUGCGUGCCGUGUGUGUGGGGCGGCAUCUUUCAGUGCGAGUGCGGCGCGACCGAACGCCCUGUGGACGGCCGACGUGGUCGAACAUUCAAACGGCGUGAAGCUCCAAGCUAGGUCCUGCCCGAUUCCAAGCCGAGGGCGCCUCGCGACUCGAGUUGUCCCUGGAUGGGUCGUUUGCUCCAUCAUCCAGGUUUACAUCGAGAAAGUAGCAAGCUUUCCAUCACAAAGAAGCGUGGCGAUCUCAACUGCGAAAAAUCGCG
Molecule: messenger RNA, 2425 nt
Organism: Aphanomyces invadans
Lineage: Eukaryota; Oomycota; Saprolegniomycetes; Saprolegniales; Verrucalvaceae
Exons: 2
Coding region: 338-2158 (606 amino acids)
Biological process (GO): lipid metabolic process
Source: RefSeq, a predicted model, not a curated record